Chiloscyllium plagiosum (whitespotted bambooshark) is the source of this 1480-nucleotide messenger RNA. The record is from RefSeq and is a predicted model, not a curated record. Lineage: Eukaryota; Metazoa; Chordata; Chondrichthyes; Orectolobiformes; Hemiscylliidae.
CUGGCUCGAUCCUAUUCAGUUGUGAGUCAGCCAUGUUGCUGUGGGUCCGAGGUUACAUGUGGACCAGACCAGCAUUUGUCGCUGCCAUCCAGUUGUUCUCCCGCCAUGAGAGUGAGCAAGAGAACCCUGAGGAUGAGAUCAUCCUGCUGAUCAAAAAGGCCAAGAUGGCUAACCUGGCGUUUCUCCGGGGAGACCACCUUAAUGCUGAGAAACUUUUCAAAGCAGCAAUGAGCCAGCUCUUGCAAUCUGGAACUCCGGAGGAUGAUAAUGCAAUGAUUGAGAUGUCCCUCAAAUUGUGCAACAUCUACGUGAGCACUGAACAGCACGGCCUAGCUGUGGAGGGCUACAAAUGGUGCAUUGAGACAUUGGAGGAGAAGGUCCAGAGAGAGAAGGAUGUUCCUGAAGUAUCCGUAUCGGCUGCUGAGAAGGCCAAUACCCGUCUGCUGUUGGGGAUGUGCCUGGACUCGUGUGCUCGCUACAUGACAAGCCAGAAGCAGCUGGUGUUAGCAGAGAGUCUGUAUCAGCAGGCACUGGCAAUCUCUCAGCAAGUGCAGGGGGAGACUCACCCACAGACCGUUGUGCUGAUGAACGAUCUGGCCACCGUACUGGAUAUGACGGGCCAUCAGGAUCGAGCCUAUGAAUAUGCCACAAGAGCCUCAAACCUGGCGAGAGAGACCAGCCACCCAGACCAAUGUGUGAUUCUCAGUAACCUGGCCAGAGUGCUCAUGCACAGAGGGGACUAUCAUGAAGCCAGAUGUGUUUAUGAAGAGGCAUUGACACUAGCAGAGUCAAGUGCUGACAAACCAAUCAUUCAACAUAUUCGCAAUGGAAUGGAGGAACUGCAGGCUAAGGCUCAGCAAUCCCAGGAGGUCAGGGAAAGUACUCAUUAAAUGGGAGAACUUAAGACUAGUUUUUUCCUUGAUGGUGCAACAAUUCUCUGGAGGGUUUUUCCACAAUGUUUGGAUGUAAUUAAUGCUUUAACCAAUGACUCAGCGAGGAACCUUCUCAUCUCAGAGUCAGAGCGUCACAGGUUCAAGCCCCAGUCCAGACACUGGAGCAAAACUCCAAUCCACUGUCGAGGGAGCGCUGCAGUGUGGAAGGGUCAGUACACUGGGAGUGUCUCAGUGCCGGAGGGUCAGUGCUGAGAGGGUGCGCUCUGUUGGAUUGUCAGUGUUGAGGGAGUGCCGCACUGUCAGAGGGUCAGUGCUGAAGGAGUGUCGAGUCGUCUUCUUUGGGUGAAACCUUUAAACUGAGUCCCAGAUUUAGCUGUCAGUGCCUCUGUUUGUAACAGCAGGAGUUAACAUUCAUUUUAAGGGAAGUACAUUCUGGGGCAGAGCCCUGUGUGAUUUUAGUGCAGUUAUUUUAAUAAAAUAAUCAAAACCAAUACCAUAUCUGUGGUGCAGCCUGGGGAAGGGCAAGUGUGGUUGAUGGAGCAGUGCUGUGAAAGCUCGUGUUUCCAAAUAAACCUGUUGGACUAUAA